UUGAUCUAUUUUGAUUGGAUUUCCUUCUCUGAUCAGGUCCCACCGUGGGCAGACGCGGCUCAUGGAGAUGAGAUCCCGUAUGUGUUCGGACUCCCGAUGAUCGGACCCACGGAGCUUUUUCCCUGCAACUUUUCCAAAAACGACGUGAUGCUGAGCGCCGUGGUCAUGACCUACUGGACCAACUUCGCCAAGACGGGGGACCCGAACCAGCCGGUUCCCCAGGACACAAAGUUCAUCCACACCAAGCCCAACCGCUUUGAGGAGGUGGCGUGGACGCGCUACAACCAGAAGGACCAGCUCUACCUGCACAUCGGGCUCAAGCCGCGGGUCAAGGAGCACUACCGGGCCAACAAGGUGAGCAUUUAG
This is a messenger RNA of Menidia menidia (Atlantic silverside), 366 nucleotides long. Lineage: Eukaryota; Metazoa; Chordata; Actinopteri; Atheriniformes; Atherinopsidae. The record is from the annotation of a GenBank genome assembly.